Messenger RNA from Alligator sinensis (Chinese alligator), 1343 nucleotides. RefSeq names its product mitochondrial ribosomal protein S23 (gene MRPS23). NCBI's taxonomy places the organism in Eukaryota, Metazoa, Chordata, Crocodylia, Alligatoridae. The transcript is spliced from 7 exons. The record is from RefSeq and is a predicted model, not a curated record. Gene Ontology annotation, cellular component: ribosome; mitochondrion. Bases 1 to 849 code for a protein of 282 amino acids. Gene Ontology annotation, biological process: translation. Gene Ontology annotation, molecular function: structural constituent of ribosome.
AUGUCCAGCCUGGCAGACGGGGGCCGUAAACCUGCAAGACCUCCCCCAGCUGCGCAAGUCUCCCGGACUCCUCGCUGCCCUCCCUACGGCGACCUGCGUGGGACGAAAGGGGAGCCGCCCGAGCUGCCUUUGGCAGCAGCCGCCACGUGCGAGGCCUGCGGCAAGGACGAGCGCGAGAUGCGCUGGGCACGCGCGCGUGCAGGAGCGUGGUUCGUGCAGUGCCAUGCCGACGUCCAGGGGACUUGGCGUGAGCACGUGCCCGGGGUGGAGCAGCAGGAAGACCAGUCCCAGGGCUCCCAUCCUUGCAGGCCUUCGUGGCUCGCAGAGGACGAAAUCACAGCAGCGGUGUUCAGCCGCACGACGAACCUGCUCCGCAGCGGGAUCUUGCGGAAGCCACCCGUGUGGUACGAGGUGUACGUCGCCUUCCCGCCGCGCCGCGAGCCGCUGUACCGCCCCUCCCGCCGCUUCUUCCGCCAAGUCAAGGACGUGGUGCCGGACAUCGUGUACCCGGAGGACACCAUCCGCGCGAAAUUUUACGAAGUUUAUGGGAGCGGUUCGAGACCCUUUCAGCUCCAACAAACAAACUUUAAAUCCUGUUGCCAGAGGUUUGUGGAGGAAUACAAUGAAUUGAAGAAAGAAGGGGAAAUUAAGGAGGAAAAUCUGUUUGAGGAAACGGGAAAGUUGCUUUUAGCAAAGGGAAUGAUUCUGCGGAGAAAAACAGCUGUGAAUGUAAUACCUGCUGAAACGGCAUUCACAAUGACGCUGCCAAACAUGUUGAAGGAGCAAGUUCAUGAAGAGCAGCAGCUGGAAUCCACAGAAGGGCAGAAGGAAAAUCCUUUACCAUCCUAGCAGUUUUGUUUCUCAGCUCAGUUGCCCUGGGACAUAAUGUAACAAGGUGUUACCCACCUAUGGUCUGGUAGAACAAUGAUGGUCCACAUGAACCAUCUGACUGUAAGAUGCUUACGUGAAUGAAGCAUAGUUCAGUUGUUGAAUCGUGUUGCCUUGCAUGAACCUGUGUGAGAUGCUAACUUCAGCGUUCAUCUCCCUCCCCUCCUGCCUUUAAAAUGGAGUUUGUCCUCAAAGGUUCAGGGCUUUCUUGUAUCCUGAAGUGGAAAAUACGUUGGAGAUUACAGUGGAUUAGACUAUUAAAUUUUGGAUUAUAUUCACUCUUUAGGAAUAUUGCUUUUUUGUUUGUAUAGGGGUAACUUUCUUUCUCACACUGGGCAGACUGGAUGGCUCUGCGACUCUCGGUUGAAUUUCCCUUUCUUUUUUUGUACAUAUUGAAGUGGUGUAUGCUGUACUCACAUGUCCUAAAACUUGUAUAAAAUGACUUCAAACCAUCA